GAGUUUGAGCGUUCCACCAGCAGCAGUUUCCAGAAAUAGUUUUGUUUUAUAUUAUUUCUUUUUUUUUUUUUUGUCAGUGAAGAUGUUGACAUUUGUGUUUGCCUCCAAACCAGUGUUUUGCUAGCAACUUAAAUGACUUAUUGUCAGAAAGGCUAUAUAUUUUCUCUCCCAGGUGAUCGUAUGCUUAUUUUCCAUGACAGAUCUUGACGACAAUAUAUGCAAAGGAUAUAUAAAGAUGAUAACAAAUAUAGUAAUAUUGAGCCUGAUCGUUUGCAUUUCUUUAAUUUUCUGGAUUCUGUCUAUGACUGCAAGUACCUACUAUGGUAAUUUACGGCCUAUUUCUCCAUGGCGCUGGCUGUUUUCUGUUGUUGUUCCUGUUCUGAUGGUCUCUAAUGCCUUUAAAAAGAAAAGUCUAGAUCGCAGUGGGGCUUUAGGAGGGCUAGUGGUUGGAUUUAUCCUAACCAUUGCAAAUUUAAGCUUUUUUACCUCUUUGCUGGUGUUUUUCCUUUCCUCUUCGAAACUCACUAAAUGGAAGGGAGAAACAAAGAAGCGUCUAGAUUCAGAAUAUAAAGAAGGGGGGCAGAGGAAUUGGGUUCAGGUGUUCUGUAAUGGAGCUGUGCCCACAGAGUUGGCCCUGCUGUACAUGAUAGAAAAUGGCCCAGGGGAAAUUCCAAUCGACUUUUCCAAGCAGUACACUGCUUCUUGGAUGUGUCUGUCUCUCUUGGCUGCACUGGCCUGUUCUGCUGGAGACACGUGGGCUUCAGAAGUUGGCACUGUUCUGAGUAAAAGCCUGCCAAGGCUGAUAACAACCUGGGAGAAAGUUCCAGUUGGGACCAACGGAGGGGUUACGUUGGUGGGCCUUACCGCCAGUCUCCUUGGUGGUACCUUUGUGGGCGUCACGUACUUCCUCACACAGUUGGCUUUUGUAAAUGAUUUAGACAUUUCUGCUCCCCAGUGGCCAAUUAUUGCAUUUGGGGGUCUGGCUGGAUUACUAGGAUCAAUUCUGGACUCCUAUUUAGGAGCGACAAUGCAGUUUUCUGGUUUGGAUGAAAGCACAGGCAUGGUGGUCAACAGCGCAACGAAUGAGGCAAAGUAUAUAGCAGGAAAACCCAUUCUUGAUAAUAAUGCUGUGAAUCUGUUUUCUUCUGUCCUUAUUGCUCUCUUGCUCCCAACAGCUGCUUGUGUUUUGUGGCCCAGGGAGUGAAUCUUACAUUAUUUUCACAGGUUGAAACUGUGGUGAGUUCAGCUAAAUUUUCAAUUCCAAGUUCUAUCUUAAGAAUAGUAAUUUUAGUGGUAUAAGCAGAAAUACCAGCUUCUCUCAUAUUCCAUUAUAAUGGGAUUCCACAUUUUUUGCUCUCAUCAGCUCUGUUGUAACCACUAAUAUCUUUCUAGUGAAAGAGAAGAGAGCAUAGAACUUACACAUAUUUUUCUUCUGCUGGAUGGAGCUUCUUAGCAGUGAAGCUGUAUUAUCCACUCCUGAAACUGAAAGUUCCUACCUAGUGGAGUGGAGUUGGAGUAGGGCGCUGUUGAGUAAUGUUCGACUCAUAGUGACCCCAUGUGAAAAAGUAAAAUUGCCCCAUAGGGUUUUCUUGGCUGUAAUGUUUACAGAAGCAGUUCACCAGAUCUUCCUCCCACAAGCCAAUAGGUGGAUUCCAACCCUCAGCCUUUCGCUUAGUAGCCAACUGCUUAAUCGUUUGCACCACCAGGGCUUCUUUCCUACCUGGCUGAUAUAAAUUUUGCUUUGUUUUAAUCAGUGUAAGGAUUAAAAGUGAUGAAAUUUUAAAAUGGUUCUCAGUUGUGGCAGACAAAAGCCACUGUGACAGUUACCCAAAUGUUGUGUCUGUUUAAAGCAGACUAUGGUGAUGUGUGUGGAAGCCUAAAUAAAUUUAGCAUCUUGGACUUCCCCAUUCACAAUUGUGAAAAGUAUUGAAUUUGGUUCCUAGUGAGCUGUGUUGUAUACUCUACAUUUUCCUUCCUGCCUCAGGGUUAGUGAUUAAAAAAAAAGUAAAAGUCUUUUUCAGAUGACCGUCAGAAUGCAUGAAAAAAUACUUUUAAAGUAAAAGCAAAAGAGAUUUGUAUCUAAAAAAUGUGCACCUUACUAUGUUUCAAUCGCUCUCUGAGCAGGAGUUGUCAUGAAUUUAAUACUUUCUGAAUAUAUUUUCUAACAUUCUUUGAAAUAUGCUCUGGAAUCUGGUUUAGCAUUGACCUCCUAAACAAUUAAAGUCACUGGAAAAUUAUUGUUUAUUUGCUAUGCUAGAAGUUGCUGGAAGAUGCUAUGUACCUUCUAAGUUGUGCUCUCCUUUACAUUGCAGCCUCAAUUAAAGUGAAUUCUACUUUUUGAUGUUGUUCUUCACUGUGAUUUACUGUGUGCUAAAAGAGUUUUGAUUUAGUACAAAUUAUUUUAUUAAAAGUAUUUAAAAAUGUUUCUCAUAUGAUUUCCAUACCUUUCUAUCCCUGCCUCCUUUACACCAUCAGAGCGGAUAAAACUUAGAAUUCUUUAUUAGUGAUCCAGACCCUACUACAGUGAUGAUAUAGGACUGACUUGGUUAAGGAAAAAGAAGGACAGUUGACACCCUAAUCCUUAAGCCAGGCAACUCAGUGGGUCUCAACCAAUGGUUUUCAGCUAUGGCUGUACAUUAGAAUCACUGGGAUAUCUUUAAAAACAAAAACAAAAACAAAAAAACUUUAGUCUGGGCUUUACCCCCAAAGAUUCUGAUUAGCUUGUCUGGGGUUUAGCCUGCAUAUUGGGACUUUUUAAAGUUCUGACUGCACAUUAGAAUCACCUAGAGAGUUGUUUUUUUUUUUUUUAAAUAAUACUUUAUUGUGUUUUUGGUGGGAGUUUACACAGCAAAUUAGGUUCCCAUUUAACAGUUUCUACACAAAUUAUUCAGUGACAUUGAUUACAUUUUCCACAGUUUGUCAAAUUCUUAUUAAUUCUGUUCUGGUUAUCAUAUGAGUUGUUUUUUUUUUUCCCCCUUCUAAAUUUUAUUU
Molecule: messenger RNA, 2991 nt
Organism: Trichechus manatus latirostris (Florida manatee)
Lineage: Eukaryota; Metazoa; Chordata; Mammalia; Sirenia; Trichechidae
Gene: FAABTP
Product: transmembrane protein 19
Exons: 6
Coding region: 194-1204 (336 amino acids)
Cellular component (GO): membrane
Source: RefSeq, a predicted model, not a curated record